GUCGCUGACAUGUGGACUGUCACCUCGCCCUGCUUUCCUUUGUUCUCUGUGGGUUGAGUUGUUUCCCUGAUCAGUUCCAAUCAGGAAAUAAUGGGUGACUAUUCGGUUUUGUAACAAGACUUUGAAGCCUGAGAAAACAGACUACAUUUAUGUGAAGCAUUUGUUUCUGGAGAUGAAAAUAGCAGAGCCUAGAGGAUUGAUGAAAAAAUUCAUUGUUGUACUAUAUGGAAAACUCAGGCUGUGUUCAUGGUAUUUGACUGAACUAUUUUCAAUGUCGAAAAGUGAAAUGCCUCAGCGGGGGAGCAUUCAGGAUAUCAAUCAUCGGGUGUGGGUUCUUCAGGACCAGAUCCUUAUAGCAGUCCCGAGGAAGGACCGUGUGUCUCCAGUCACUAUUGCCUUAAUCUCAUGCCGACAUGUGGAGACCCUUGAGAAAGACAGAGGGAACCCCAUCUACCUGGGACUGAAUGGGCUCAAUCUCUGCUUGAUGUGUGCUAAGGCUGGGGACCAGCCCACACUGCAGCUGAAGGAAAAGGAUAUAAUGGAUUUGUACAACCAACCCGAGCCUGUAAAGUCCUUUCUCUUCUACCACAGCCAGAGUGGCAGGAGCUCCACCUUCGAGUCUGUGGCCUUCCCUGGCUGGUUCAUCGCUGUCAGCUCUGAAGGAGGCUGUCCUCUCAUCCUUACCCAAGAACUGGGGAAAGCCAACACUACUGACUUUGGGUUAACUAUGCUGUUUUAAGAUACAUUCCUCUGUGAUGGAGUAUCAAGACCUUUUGGAUUUUGACAAGGAGAAGCAGAUAUGAAUGUUCCAUCAGAAAGAGGAGAC
This is a messenger RNA of Piliocolobus tephrosceles (Ugandan red Colobus), 826 nucleotides long. It is a transcript of the gene IL36A, whose product is annotated as interleukin 36 alpha. Gene Ontology annotation, molecular function: interleukin-1 receptor binding; cytokine activity. Bases 173 to 739 code for a protein of 188 amino acids. The record is from RefSeq and is a predicted model, not a curated record. Lineage: Eukaryota; Metazoa; Chordata; Mammalia; Primates; Cercopithecidae. Gene Ontology annotation, biological process: cytokine-mediated signaling pathway; inflammatory response to antigenic stimulus; cellular response to lipopolysaccharide. The transcript has 6 exons.